GGCAGAGACUAGUCAGAAGCCCGAAUCCCAAGUGUUUAGUCCAUCAUCUGCACCACCAGAGGCAGAUAGGGAUGUAACCAUUCAAGAGGACGGUGAUGUGCAUUCCCAGGAAGAGAGAAUUGGGGAGACGAGAGGGGAACAUACCGGAGGCCAGCUGUCACAGGAUUCGGUGGGGGACACCAAUUUAAAUAAGCACCCUGGUCCUUCUGACCCUAGUACUCUUUGUACAGAAAAGGCAGAGUAUAGUAGGAAUCGGCCCAAGAGAGGGGUGAAACCAGUGAUUAGGUUAAGUUAUGAGAGACCAGGAAUACAGACUAAUGUUCCAUUAACUAUUGUCCAUAGGGGAAUGGUAGUUCAAAUAUGCCAGUCAACAGAAUCAGCGAGGACAGACUGUAAAACUUUUUGGUGUCACCCUCUGGCCCAAUGUGUAAACUGUGUCAGGGCAUGCAUAUCUAGAAAGGAUAAUAAUAGUUUAAGGAUUUUCAUGGGGACAUGAAAAGAUUUAGAUGGGGGAGGGUGUAACCCGGGUAAAAUAAUAAGUAUUGUGAAUGUCUUUAUAUUUGUGUAAUUAAGUUGCUUUAUUCUAGAAAGGUGAGAAAUGUUAUGGUGGUUUAACCGGUGUUAAUUUAUGAUUGGUUGUUCCGUUUGUCUGUCUGUUAGCUCAUUCACUGUUAAGCUGGGGGCGGGAAAAAGGAGAGAGCGGGAAGGGCUAGAAGGAAAUGGUGGAGUUUUUUCUGUGUUUGGGACGAGAUAUAGUUUUUGUAACUACGUAGUCCCUGGGUUUGGGGGAAAAAAGCUUAAAAAGCGAUGGCGUAUGUGUGCGGUGAACGGACAGUGAAUGUGCUUAUAUACCCACUGGGUUUUACGGUUCCUAAAACGCCAUUCGCAAGAAUAGGUUAAUGUUAGCUUGCCAACGCGGGGAGCUGACGCCAUGAUAGGAGUGGACCAGUCGAAAGCUAAGCGAACGGCGAAGUUUUCACAGUGGAAUAACCAAGGGGACUGACGUCCGUCCGGAAGAACGAGAGAGGGGCAGCGGUGGAUUUAGAGCGUUGUGGCUCGCCACCACACUGCUUUGUGAGAACCGGCGUGGGACGUGCACUGGAGGGGACUUUUGGACACCUGUUCGCCUCGUGGAGAGGAUACAGCUACUUUUUCCAACUCAAGAAACAGGCCUGCAUCGUUCAGUUAAUGGGUACCCAUUUCGUUUAAUUCCAUGUGAAAUCGAUGUAAUGUUAUUCUCGAUUUAUUUUCCAUUUGUUCUGUGGUUUAGGGUUAUACAAUGUGUAAGGAGUUUGUGGGGUACGGGACUGAUUUAUAUUAAAUUGUGUUAUAUUUAAAUUGUGAUUGUUGACUGUAUUGCGGGGGAAGGUUUUACGGGAGGGAAAGGGUGUGUGCGUUUCAUAUACAAGUGAACGGGACAAAGAGACAAAGUGGUAGUAACAUAUGGUAUAUUUGGGGUCAGUUUAAUAUAUACGUAUUAUGAACCCAGUGUUCUGCCGCAGCAACCUCGGAUUUAGUUAGACCGGGGAGGGUAGGGAGCGCUACACAAGUGGGGGCUCAUCCGGGAUAUUGUUAUAACACUAGUCUCUUUGAUACUGUUUCCUUUGUUGAUACUGUUUCCUUUGUAAGGAUAGCUAGCCAUGGAUUUGAGAUCCCAUCCUGUAUUGCAAGCUGAACUAGGUGUUUGGUGCGGUGAAGAGCUGGUGGAUCCCAGUCACGCUAUCUUACUACUUGGAGUGCCAGCAGAGGCUGAAAUAGAGCACAUUGAGGCCACUGUGGAGACUGUCAAAGUCUUAGGUAGAGUGAGAGUUCGUAGUACUAAGCCUGGUCCUACCCAAAACACCAUGUCAGUGCUGUGUGAGUGUCGGGAGAACAUAGACGUCACGCGCCUACCCACUACCCUGAAACCCUCAGGUGGUGAUCAAACAUGGGAAAUUGUAGCUGGUAAAAGGCCUGAUCCCACUGCUUUUAGCACAAAGCUGAGUGACUUUUUGUUGAGUGAAGGAAAGUCUAUGAGUGACCUUCAGUCUAUGUUUACCUCUCUGUCCACUAGUGCAACUUCUCCGGAGUCCAUCAUUCGAGCUAUGGGGGAGGUAUUAGAGAAGUCAGCCAAGCAAUCUACUGACAGUAGUUCUUAUAGAAGGCUGAGAGUGUUUUCAGGGAUUUCACCCACGCCAGUCGGUGAAGAAACUGUGGAGCAUUGGUUGGAGCAGGCUCAGCUCAUGAUAUCAGAGUGUGAAUGUUCUGAAAAAGAAAAGCGCAGACGCAUUAUGGAGAGCCUAAGGGGCGCCGCCUUUGAAAUGAUUAAAGCAGUGAGACUCUCUAAUCCGGAUGCUUCCUCUAAGGAGUAUGUUGAUGCUAUAGAAAGUGCUUUUGGUUCUUCUGAGUCUGGGGAGGACCUUUAUUUUGCUUUCAGGAUGCUCCGCCAGCAGACUGGUGAACUAUUGUCAGAUUUCCUUCGUCGUAUGGAGAUGACCCUUUCACAAGUGGUAAAAAGGGGUGGUUUGGCUCAUUCUCAUAUGAAUAGAGCCAGAGUAGAACAGCUAAUUAGAGGUGCGGUUCAAUCUGAUAUAAUGCUAUUACAGUUGAGACUUAGAGAGAGGAAAGAGGACCCCCCUACUUUCUUAACUCUUCUCAAUGAGAUACGGGAAGCGGAGGAAAUUGAAGCAGCUAGACACAAAAUUGAUGCCUCAGUGAAACAGGUGAAAUUUCAGUCAGAGGGGAGCACCAGCCCAUCUGUGGUUCAGGAGCUUAAGGCUGAGAUCUGCGAAUUAAAAGCUAGACUUGGGGAGGUCUCCAAAGAGCCCACACUGCCCACUAAAUUAUCGGAAGAUAAGAAGAAAACGCUUACCAAAUGUUCUGAUAAUGGUGGAGAGUCCGAGAUGCAAUUCUUGAAGCAACAAGUAGAGCAGUUGCAACAACAGAUCACUGUUAUGAAGGUUGGGAAAAGCACAGAGAAUGCACCAGAAAAUGUGUCAGUAAAGUCCCAAUCUGUUAUGAGUAGAGAUGACUUCUUUUGCUACCGGUGUGGAGAAGAUGGCCACCUCUCUGCAAAAUGUCAGGCUGCUGAAAACCCUUCCCAAGUUAUCUAAAAACUGCUUCGGUCUCUUCAGAAAGCCAAGCGAGGGAAGACCUCCCCACGACCCGAUGUCAGCAAUAAAGUUUGUUUCUCAAAGAAGAGCCAGGUGAGCGAAGA
Molecule: messenger RNA, 3196 nt
Organism: Brienomyrus brachyistius
Lineage: Eukaryota; Metazoa; Chordata; Actinopteri; Osteoglossiformes; Mormyridae
Product: paraneoplastic antigen Ma1 homolog
Exons: 2
Coding region: 1641-3092 (483 amino acids)
Molecular function (GO): zinc ion binding; nucleic acid binding
Source: RefSeq, a predicted model, not a curated record